Molecule: messenger RNA, 2073 nt
Organism: Onychostoma macrolepis
Lineage: Eukaryota; Metazoa; Chordata; Actinopteri; Cypriniformes; Cyprinidae
Product: gastrula zinc finger protein XlCGF8.2DB-like
Exons: 2
Coding region: 1115-2068 (317 amino acids)
Source: RefSeq, a predicted model, not a curated record
UUUUACAAACAUGCAUUUUUUUCUGACUUCAUACUUUCAAUGUUUUCUGUUUCUAUACAUCUACAGUUAUUUUAAUGAAGAAACAGAAUAAUGUUAGAAUUAGAAAUAAAAAUGUGGUAAUUUGCAUCAGUUGUUUACAAUAGAUAGCCUAGAUAUGGAUGCUUAAAUGUGCCAAUUAGUAUAUGAGUCAAAGACAAAAAAAUAAGGGGUUUAUAUAGCAAUAAAUAAAUAAUUUUAUGACAUAUUCAAAGACUAUAUUUAAGGAUCAUAUAUAGUGUAGCCCCAAAAUAUUCAUUAAUUUACAUUUUAAAUCUUUAUACUUUACCACUACUUUCACACCACUAGGUUUUACCCAAUUGUUAGCAAGAAGUUUUCAAUCAUAUAAAAUAUAAUAAAAUAAUAAUUUUGUCUUUUACAUAUCGCUACCUUGGAAUUAUAAGGCUCUAUCUGCAUUCUGAGCAGUUCUGAGAUAUUGAGCUUCAACGUAUUUACGUUCCAUAGACUUCUGUAGAUAGAACCCUUUUUGUUUUCUAAAAAAAUGGCCCAAAAUGUACACUGCUUACAAAUGAAACAUCACAGAAUGUGAAAUAUUUUGUCACAGAAUAACCCAAUUUUGACAAAAAUGUCAGAUAGACCCUUAUAAUUCCAAGGUGACAAUAUUUUAAUAAUUACAUGUCAGGAUAACUAUGUUGUUUCAUUUUUAUAUAUCUGUUAUGCUGAAUGACGAUGCAACAUUAUUUCACCUAUAUUUUGACAUUUUGCUUUUACAAAAGUUAUUUGAAACAUUAAAAUAUAGACACUUGCAUUUAAUUGGUUUUCUAAGUAUAUAAAAUCACUUUUGUAAAUUGUAAUUUGUUGCAGACACUAAAAUUUGACAUUUGGACUUUGAACCAGUAACUGAUAAAUUGAAAACCUAUAUAUUUUUGCUUUUGGCAGAUCAGCUCCUCCCACAGUAAUUACAUCAUCAUCAGUGAAGAUCCGCCCACAGUAAUUCACCAAUAAAUGUUGAAAGAUUCCCAUCAGUUUACAAGUGAAGACUAGCAUCAGAGCAUCAGAGCAACAGGAAGAGCUGAAAUCUGCAAAGACUGAGUUUAUUAAAGAGGACAGAGAGAAGAUGAGAGAUCCAGAACCCUGCAGAAUCAAACACACUGAAGAUACUGAAGAACAAACAGAGCUGAUUAAAGAAAAGGAGAAUGAAGAAUUGAGUGAAGUUGAAGGAAGAAAAAGCUUCAAAAUUGGAGAAAAACCGAGUUUCACACAGUCAUCAAACAUUAAAGAUCACAUGAACAUCCACACCGGAGAGAAACCAUACAAGUGUUCACAAUGUAGCAAGAGAUUCAGUCAUUCAGGAGACUUGAAAAGACAUGAGAGGAUCCACACUGGAGAGAAACCGUUCACAUGUGAUCAGUGUGGGAAGAGUUUCACAAUCAAAGGAAACCUUAAGGAUCACAUGAACAUCCACACUAGAGAAAAGCUGUACACAUGUGAUCAAUGUGACAAAACAUUUUUGUGGGCUUCAUACCUGAAGAAACACCUGAGAGUUCAUACAAAGGAGAAGCCACAUUCGUGUUAUUUGUGUGGAAAGAGUUUUUCAUGUCUACAAUAUUUGGAAGUACAUCAGAAAACACAUACUGGUGUGAGAGAGUACAUGUGCUUUGAGUGUGAAAAGACUUUUACUUCAGCAAACUGUUUAAAACAGCACCAGAGGAUUCACACUGGAGAAAAACCCUACAAGUGUUCACACUGUGACAAGAGAUUCAGUCAGUCAGCAAAUCUGAAAACACACACUAGGAUCCACACUAGAGAGAAACAGUACACAUGUGAUCAGUGCGGGAAGAGUUUCUCACUAAAAGGAAACCUUAAGGGGCAUAUGAGAGUUCAUACUGGAGAGAAACCUUUCACUUGUGAUCAGUGUGGGAGGAGUUUCACACAGUCAGCAAACCUUAAGGCACACAUGAAAAUCCACACUGGAGAGAAACUGUACUCAUGUGAUCAGUGCGGGAAGAGUUUCACAGUAAAAGGAAGCCUUAAGGAGUUCAUUAUCUUUAACCUUUAUUUAAUUGAUUAAAGUAC